AUGGAAUCUUAGUUAAGCUUCAUUUGUAUACGAUAACACACAUUCUUUGAUUAGAAAUAUAUUCUUUAGUUGCAUCCAACUAAGAUUACACUAACUUAAGUAUGCCUCAUUAUUAAAAUAAGAUUGGCAAGAAUCCUAAAUACAUAAUUGAAUUAGAUUUGCAUAAUACAAUUUCAUGGCAAUUAAAUCAAAUGAACUAAAUCACAAGCUUUAGUAUUAUAUGGAACAACAUGGAGAAAUAAUUUCAAUCAACUCAUGAAGAGCUCUUAAAAUUGCGAUAAACUAUAAGAAAUAAAAUAAUGUAUAAAUCAGUUAGUGAGCUUUACAAACCUAUGCAAUAAUUAGGAGAAGGAAAUUUUGAUGAAGUAAUUCAAUCUAAAAAUUUAGGUAUAUUUAUGUAUUGACAGAAUAAAUGGUAGUUCAUAUGAAAUAAAAUGUCUUGCAAAAAAUUAGUUUGAAGAUUCUAUUGUACUAAUUGCAUUUUAAAUUAGACACGAAUUCAUAAUGAGAUUUCUUGUUUAAUAAAUAUUAGAUCUGAUUAUGUAUAAAGUUUACAUGAAGUAUAUAAUGGAGAAAAUACAGUUUAUUUAAUUUAAGAGUAUUUGGAAGGAGCAAACUUGUAUGAAUUAAUUAUGAAUGUGACAUUAGAUAGAACUUAAAUAUUAAUUAUUAUGAAAGUAAUUUUUAUUAUCAAUAAAAUAAAGCAAUUGCUUACUGCUGUUAGAGAUAUCCAUUCCAGUAAUAUUAUGCACAGAGAUAUAAAGCCAACAAAUAUAGUAUUUAAAAACAAAGAUUCCAUAGAAGGAUUAAAAUUAACAGAAUUUGAUUUAGCAGUUCUUAUUGAUCCUUCAUAAGAUUUAAGAGUAUGUGGAACUCCUGGUUAUGCAGCACCAGAAAAAUUCAAAGAUAGUUAUAAUGAAAAAGUAGAUCUCUUUAGUGUUGGAUGUAUUUUCUUUAAAUUGUAUAAAUUAUCUUUUUUAUUAUAGAGUUACUACCAGAGAUUUAUUUCCAGGAAAAACAUCAAAUGAAAUAUUAAAGUUGAAUAAAAUCUGUAAUAUAGAUUUAAAAAUACUUCAAUUAUAUAAACUCACUCCAGAAGAAACAAAUCUUUUGACAAAUCUACUUGAAAUUGAUCCAGAAAAAAGAAUUAGUGCAGAAGCAGCUCUAUCUCAUCCUUAUUUUUAAUGUGACAUUACUCAUAAUAAUGAAUAAUAAUUAACUAAAAAAAAGUCAAUAUAAGGUAUUCCACCUGGAGAAAGAAUCAAUAAUCUACUUUAAAAGGAAAUUAAUGAAAUUGAAAAGUAUCCAGAUGAAUUGUAAGUAGAUCAUGAAUCUCCUCAUAUUAGUGCAAUACCCAAUUUUAAAGUAUUGAAAAAGGAUUCAUAAAUUCAAACAUCUUAAAUAAUAAGAAAAAGCACUAAAUUAAAAAAAAGUGAGACUUAAGAGUAUUCUCAAUUAAAUUUUAAUAAGUCUAGAUUUAAGGCUAGAAAUUCUGUUCAAUAAACAAUUGUUUGA
Paramecium pentaurelia is the source of this 1515-nucleotide messenger RNA. The record is from the annotation of a GenBank genome assembly. NCBI's taxonomy places the organism in Eukaryota, Ciliophora, Oligohymenophorea, Peniculida, Parameciidae.